Messenger RNA from Rotaria socialis, 510 nucleotides. The record is from the annotation of a GenBank genome assembly. Lineage: Eukaryota; Metazoa; Rotifera; Eurotatoria; Philodinida; Philodinidae.
AUGAUGACUCAUCAAUCAAUGGAGCUCAACAACGAUGAAAGUUCAACUGAUGAUGAAGUCAUGAAAGAAAGUUCUCCUGUCAAUGAUGACAAAAUUGAUGAUGACACUGUCAAUGUGGAAUUUGAUGAUCUGAAUGAAGAAGAGAAAGAGAAUCCUCAUGUGGACAGUGAUAUCAAAGCUGAGUCAAGUGACAAUGAUGAAUCACCAUGCACUGAUGAAUUAACUGAUCCUGAAUCGAUGGACGAGGAUACAGGCCAUGCUUUGUAUGAACUCGAACACCAGAAAGACAAAGCAAUGAAAGAAUUAUCAAAAACAUUCGAACUAUUGGACAUAGAUCCAAUUCAUGACAGGUUCAACUCAAAGCCAAAUCAGGCUCGACGAUUGCUCGUUCUUCGAAUAAACAAUGGAAUAUUAGCUUAUCCACAAUGCAUACGAGGAAAUAAUCGUCCUUUAUGUGAUUCAACAAUUGAUGCUGUGGUCAAAUUCUAUCGUGAGGAUGGCAUCAGUUGA